CUUUCGCGUUGUGCAGUUCCUGGUUAUGAGCUUUGCCCGUCCGCGCUAUGUGAUCGUUGGUGCAGUGACAGCUCGUUGCCUUAGCGAAGCUACGGACUGCGGUGACUUUUCUCCCUCUGACCGCUCGACAUAGUUCCCUUCCACCUCGGUUCCACAGAUAGCGAGCGGACCGUCCGCUGUAGAGACGAAGAAUCCGCUCAUCGGAGCUGAUAGCGGCUGCCCCACCAUGGCUGAGCCAGAGCUCCUGCUGGACUCCAACAUCCGCCUGUGGGUGGUUCUGCCCAUCGUCUUCAUCACCUUCCUCGUGGGAGUGAUCCGACACUACGUCUCCAUCCUGCUGCAGAGCGACAAGAAGCUCACGCUGGAGCAAGUCUCCGACAGCCAGGUUCUCAUCAGAAGCAGAAUCCUGAGAGAAAAUGGAAAGUACAUUCCCAAACAGUCCUUCUUGAUGAGGAAGUUUUACUUCAACAACCAGGAGGAUGGGUUCUUCAAAAAGACCAAACGAAAGGUGGUCCCCCCUUCCCCAAUGACAGACCCCACCAUGCUGACUGACAUGAUGAAAGGCAACGUGACCAAUGUUCUCCCCAUGAUCCUUAUUGGGGGAUGGAUCAAUUGGACUUUCUCAGGGUUUGUCACAACCAAGGUACCAUUCCCUUUGACAUUACGUUUUAAGCCCAUGCUGCAGCAAGGAAUUGAGUUACUUUCUCUGGAUGCCUCAUGGGUGAGCUCAGCGUCCUGGUAUUUCCUGAAUGUGUUCGGCCUGCGCAGCAUGUACUCUCUAAUCCUGGGACAAGACAAUGGUGCGGACCAGUCCCGAAUCAUGCAGGAACAAAUGAGUGGUGCAGCUAUGGCUAUGCCAGCUGACACUAACAAGGCUUUUAAGGCUGAAUGGGAGGCCCUGGAGCUGACUGACCACCAGUGGGCGCUAGAGAACGUGGAGGAGGAGCUAAUGAGCAAGGACUUGGACCUGGAUGGAAUGUUCAGCAGCGAGCUGCCAACCGGAAUAUUCUGAUCAGCUUCGAAGUACUGGAGAGAGUUGCCACAGGGUUUGGUUAAGGGACCUUAUUAGCUAGUUAGAGAAGACUCGUCCAAGGCAGAGCUGCUAGAAGGAAGGAUGGAAGACUGAGUGUUGUUGGGCACUGUUGAUAGAGAGGUGUCAGCUUGAGGUCCACGUGUUGAAAACCAACAAAGCAGUUACACCUCUUGUUGAAGACCCAUUCAAAGUAUGCAUCACAACUACUAACCUCAUGCAAGAAGUCAUUUUAGUACCCCUUAAGCUACCAGCAUUACUUCGAUGAAAAGAUGUACAUUUUUGCUUAGAAUUUGUCAUGGCAGUACAUAUCUUAAAGGUGGUUUCAUUAUGUAUGGUAACGCGAACAGUUUUGUUCACUGAACAUGACCCUACCUGUGGAUUUUGGAGAGGAUGCUAUUGAGAAAGGAACAUUUUAUGCAGCUCUUAGUGUAAUGAUGAACUGUACAGGGGUUUGGAGGAGAAGUUUGGCCAUGUCUCUUAUCUAACUCCCAUCUUUUCUGAUGCUGCCUCUUUUUUUUUUUUUUUUUUUGUUUGUUCUCAGUGUUUUUGCCUCAUGUAACGGCGACAUUCCCCUUGUAACGUGUUUGAAUUGUAGAGCCGAAAGCGGUCCUGGUGCUCGGCCAACCGCUUAUGUGACUUCUUCAAAUGUGCUAGACGUCAGUGGUCGUUUGCUGCAUUGUGCUUCUUUUAUCUCCCCAUACUUUUUGUAAUUUCACCCAUGUUUUGUAAAGAGACUGUUUUGACAAAAUCUGCUUGAGUUUGAGGUUUUUCUUUGCUCCUACAGCACUAGUGCUACAAAGACACACGUGGGUGAGUCGUGUCGCUGCCGUGUGUGUGGAUUAUGAGCGCCGGACUGGACUACACACGUUACUGUACUGUGGUUCGGCUGCUUCGUGGUCAACAUGGCACCUGUUAGCAAUAUACAGUAUCAUUUUGGACUUGGCUGAGCAAUAAAUAAUAAUAAUUAAAAGGAAAAA
Messenger RNA from Scleropages formosus (Asian bonytongue), 2010 nucleotides. RefSeq names its product ER membrane protein complex subunit 3 (gene emc3). Lineage: Eukaryota; Metazoa; Chordata; Actinopteri; Osteoglossiformes; Osteoglossidae. Gene Ontology annotation, cellular component: EMC complex; membrane. The transcript is spliced from 9 exons. The coding region runs from base 227 to 1012 and encodes 261 amino acids. Gene Ontology annotation, biological process: protein folding in endoplasmic reticulum. The record is from RefSeq and is a predicted model, not a curated record.